AACGCACCCUAUGGAUGCGUUUGAAUCGUUUUAGGAACGACGGCGGGAGGAACGCUUCUGACUCUUUCCGCAUUUAAUCGUGUCUCGAGGAGGUGAAAAAUGGCCAAGUCUUCUGAAAAGAAGGGAAAGAGUGCCAUCAACGAGGUGGUGACUCGCGAAUACACCGUGAAUCUUCACAAGCGUCUCCAUGGUGUUGGAUUCAAGAAACGCGCUCCACGAGCGAUCAAGGAGAUCAGGAAGUUCGCGGAGAAGCAGAUGGGAACGCCCGAUGUCAGGAUAGACACGCGUCUGAACAAGCAACUGUGGUCUAAAGGCAUCAGAAACGUCCCCUUCAGGGUUCGCGUACGACUGAGCAGGAGGAGAAACGAUGACGAGGACUCCGCGAACAAGCUGUACACCCUCGUCACAUAUAUAUCCGUUUCGUCGUUCAAGGGACUGCAAACCGAGAAUGUGGAUGCUAGCCAAGAUUAAUGUAUUUCUGUAUAAUAAAUAACGAUGAGCUCGUAAG
This is a messenger RNA of Vollenhovia emeryi, 508 nucleotides long. RefSeq names its product 60S ribosomal protein L31 (gene RpL31). The record is from RefSeq and is a predicted model, not a curated record. The coding region runs from base 100 to 471 and encodes 123 amino acids. Gene Ontology annotation, biological process: cytoplasmic translation. Gene Ontology annotation, cellular component: ribosome; cytosolic large ribosomal subunit. NCBI's taxonomy places the organism in Eukaryota, Metazoa, Arthropoda, Insecta, Hymenoptera, Formicidae. The transcript has 3 exons. Gene Ontology annotation, molecular function: structural constituent of ribosome.